GCUUCCGGUGGCGGGCGGGUGCUUCCGGAACGCGGGAAGGCUCAAGUAGUGGCCACGGCCGGGGCUGCCGGCAUGGACUGGACUGAUUUUGGAAAUGUGGCAUCCCCACAAGAUGCGGAGAUGACUAGGCCUGCUCGAAAACAGAGUUCUCAAAAAAGAGUUUCUAGUAUCCUUUCUCUGUCAAGGUCUUGCAUCCUUGGAUGACAGUCCUGGUAGUGUAACACCAAAGAACCAAUUGGUUCCCCAAACUCCGGUAUCAUUAUUUCAUCACCCCUUUACUUCACAAACUCGAAGUUCCAUGAAGCAGCCAGAUGCAUCUGCCUUCUUGGGAACAGUAGGGAAAUCGCCUCAACUUAUGCAGACUACUGGAUUUUAUGGCAAUUUGUCUAUGAUGGAUGAGAGUAAUUGGACAGUUGCACUCACGCCUCACCGUACAGGAAUAUUUGCAAACUUGGACUUGUCCAAUAUGACUGAAGAUAUCACAAUGAGUGCUGUGCUGUUGCGUGAAGAUGAUCCUGGAGAAGCUGCUACGAUGAGCAUGUACUCGGAUUUUCUGCAUUCCUUUUUGAAGCACACUUCAACUACGGUCUUUGAACUUGUAGAAGAAUAUGAGAAUAUUUGUAACAGUCAGGUGAACAUACUGGGGAAAAUAGUUUACCGAGCAACUCCUGGACAGCAGAAGUUUUCAAAAACUGCCAGUGUGCUGUGGCUUCUCAAGCAAGAAAUGGUAACAUGGAGACUGCUCUCCUCACUCUAUAGAGAUAGAAUACAGUCUGCCCUAGAAGAUGAAACUGCAUUUGAUAUUGCAGUUCUAAAUGCUAGUGAAAAGAUGGCCGUGAGCAUCUUAUUUCAGAAGGAUUCAUUGGUUCGACAGAGCCAGCUGGUGGUAGAUUGGUUAGAGAGCAUUGCCAAAGAUGAAAUUGGAGAUUUUUCUGACAACAUUGAGUUUUAUGCAAAAUCUGUGUAUUGGGAGAACACUCUACAUAUCUUGAAGCAGAGACGCCUAAACACACAUGUUGGAAGCAGUCGGCCCCUGGUAACUGAAUUAGAUCCAGAUGCUUCCAUAAGACAGAAAAUGCCACUUGAUGACUUGGAUCGGGAAGAUGAUGCAAGGUUACUCAAGUACCUUUUCACACUUAUCAGAGCAGGAAUGACAGAUGAGGCACAACGCCUGUGCAAACGAUGUGGUCAGGCCUGGAGAGCUGCAACACUUGAAGGAUGGAAAUUGCAUCAUGAUCCCAACAUAAAUGGAGGAACAGAGCUGGAACCGGUGGAAGGGAAUCCAUACAGAUGCAUUUGGAAAAUAAGUUGUUGGCGAAUGGCGGAAGAUGAUCAGUUUAAUAGAUAUGAGAGAGCAAUCUAUGCAGCACUCAGUGGGAACCUCAAACAGCUUCUUCCAGUUUGUGACACCUGGGAAGAUACAGUUUGGGCAUAUUUCAGGGUUAUGGUGGACACUCUUGUAGAACAGGAAAUCCGUACAUCAGUAAUGAGCACAGAAGAGAUGGAAGAACUCCCCAGAGAGUAUUUAGAGACAAACUGGACAUUAGAAAAGGUUUUUGAAGAACUGCAGGCUACAGACAAAAAGAGAGUUUUAGAGGAGAAUCAAGAACACUAUCAUGUGAUUCAGAAAUUCAUUAUUUUGGGAGAUGUAGAUGGUUUGAUGGAUGAAUUUAACAAGUGGCUCUCCAAAGACAGAAGUGUCCUCCCAGGGCACCUCCUUCGGUUCGUGACGCAUCUCAUUCUAUUUUUCCGCGCUCUGGGACUUCAGACAAAGGAAGAAGUUUCUGUUGAAGUCUUAAAGACCUACAUUCAGCGAAUGAUGGCUGAGAAGCACACAGAUCUGAUAGCCUUCUACGUCAGCCAUUUGCCUCAGGAGCUCGCUGUUGCUCAGUAUGCUGUAUUCUUGGAAGAUGUCAUGGAAACUGAGCAACGCCAUCACUGUCUUGAACUAGCAAAGGAAGCAGGUCUGGAUGUUGCAACCAUAACAAAAACAGUUGUUGAAAACAUUCGCAAGAAAGAUGCUGGCGAGUUCACUCACCAUGACCUUGCUCUAGAUAGUGGCACAACAGAGGAGGAUCGCUUGAAGAUAGAUGUAAUUGACUGGCUGGUGUUUGAUCCUGCACAGAGGGCUGAGGCACUUAAGCAAAGCAAUGCUAUAAUGAGGAAGUUCUUGGCAUCCAAAAAACAUGAAGCAGCAAAAGACGUGUUUGUGAAGAUUCCACAUGACUCCAUAGCAGAAAUAUAUAAUCAGUGGGAGGAACAAGGAAUGGAUAGUCCUCUUCCACCUGAAGAUGAUAAUGCUAUAAGAGAACAUUUAUGUAUUAGAGCAUAUCUGGAAGCCCAUGAAACCUUCAACGAAUGGUUUAAACAUAUGAACUCAGCUCCACAGAAACCUACACUGCUGUCACAAGCAAGCUUCACUGAGAAAGUAGCUCAUGAACAUAAAGAGAAAAAAUAUGAGAUGGAUUAUGGAAUUUGGAAAGGUCUCUUGGAUGCACUAACAGCUGAUGUAAAAGAAAAAAUGUAUAAUGUCUUGCUGUUUGUUGAUGGAGGAUGGAUGGUUGAUGUUAGAGAGGAUGCUGUAGAUGAUCCUGAACGAACACAUCAAAUGAUCUUGCUGAGAAAGCUGUGCCUGCCCAUGAUGUGCUUUUUACUUCAUACAGUUCUACACAGUACUGGGCAGUAUCAGGAAUGUCUGAGGCUGUCUGAUACUGUCGCUUCUGAGCGGCAUAAACUGUACAUGGUGUUUUCUAAGGAAGAACUCAAGAAGCUACUACAGAAGCUAAGGGAAUCUUCUAUAAUGCUUUUGGACCAGGGUCUAGAUCCUCUGGGAUAUGAAAUUCAGUCAUAGCUCUAGAAUAUAUUGACAGAACUUCUGCACAGGAAGUUUGGAUAUCAUAUUCUGUUUGAAAAAGUAAAUAUAUUUAUCAGGUUUAGGGGACUGUAAUGUCUUGACAUUUGUAAAAUAAAAUAAUUGAAAUUUGAACUUUUGUAUUGGAAAAAUGCUGACUUAAGCUGCAUAGAUAACAUAACAUUGGCCAUUCAGCAUUUUUUAGUAUGUCUUUUUCCAAUAAAAUUGCUGACAGGCACAAA
Molecule: messenger RNA, 3093 nt
Organism: Alligator mississippiensis (American alligator)
Lineage: Eukaryota; Metazoa; Chordata; Crocodylia; Alligatoridae
Gene: NUP107
Product: nucleoporin 107
Exons: 28
Coding region: 299-2851 (850 amino acids)
Biological process (GO): protein import into nucleus; regulation of DNA-templated transcription; mRNA export from nucleus
Cellular component (GO): nuclear pore outer ring; nuclear pore
Molecular function (GO): structural constituent of nuclear pore
Source: RefSeq, a predicted model, not a curated record